GGCGGGGAGAGGUCUCGCUCCUUUGCGCCCUCCCUCGCAAAGGGUUAAUUUUCCCGAUCGCACGAGGGGGAGGAGAUUUCCCUGUAGACGAGUAAAAAAGGGUGAUGGACAAACGUGCGGGCACUAAGACCGCAAGGCAUUCAUUUCCUCCUACGGUGGAUGCGGACGCCGGGAGGAGGCGAGCCCCACGGCGAGGAGCUGGGCGCCCAGGCACAGGCAAUGCUCCACCCUGGAUGUAGCUGAGAGAGAGCACGUAGCGACUCCGAAGAGAUCAGCCCCAAUGAACAUGUCAGUGUUGACUUUACAAGAAUAUGAAUUCGAAAAGCAGUUCAACGAGAAUGAGGCCAUCCAGUGGAUGCAGGAAAACUGGAAGAAAUCUUUCCUGUUUUCUGCUCUGUAUGCCGCCUUUAUCUUUGGUGGGAGGCACCUCAUGAACAAGCGGGCCAAGUUUGAACUGAGGAAGCCGUUAGUGCUCUGGUCUCUGACCCUUGCAGUCUUCAGUAUAUUCGGUGCUCUUCGAACUGGUGCUUAUAUGGUGUACAUUUUGAUGACCAAAGGCCUGAAGCAGUCAGUGUGUGACCAGAGUUUUUACAAUGGACCUGUCAGCAAAUUCUGGGCUUACGCAUUUGUGCUAAGCAAAGCACCGGAACUAGGAGAUACAAUCUUCAUCAUUCUGAGGAAGCAGAAGCUGAUCUUCCUGCACUGGUACCACCACAUCACUGUGCUCCUCUACUCCUGGUACUCCUACAAAGACAUGGUGGCCGGGGGCGGCUGGUUCAUGACCAUGAACUACGGCGUGCACGCCGUGAUGUACUCUUACUAUGCCUUGCGGGCUGCGGGUUUCCGAGUCUCGCGGAAGUUUGCCAUGUUCAUCACCUUGUCGCAGAUCACUCAGAUGCUGAUGGGCUGUGUCAUUAACUACCUGGUCUUCUAUUGGAUGCAGCAGGACCAGUGUCACUCCCACUUCCAGAACAUCUUCUGGUCCUCACUCAUGUACCUCAGCUACCUUGUGCUCUUCUGCCAUUUCUUCUUUAAGGCCUACAUCGGCAAAAUGAGGAAAACAACGAAGGCUGAAUAGUGUUUGGCACGGAGGAGGAAGCCAUAGCUCAGGGUCAUCCAGACAAACAACAGACAAACAGAAAAUGGCACAAGGAAUCACACAUGGUGCAGCUACAAACAAAACACACGAGCAGACACACCCCGAGGCAGCUGAGGGAUGGCUAGGUCUGACUGAGCCCAGUAAGUUCAUGAUCCUUUUUGGGUGAGGACUCACUGAGUGCAUGGUCAUCUCCACGCACUGCUGCCGGAUGGCCCCAUCCCCCCAGCCUGUCCACUGUAGAACCAAUGAGAACUCACAAGGGAGCCGGAGGCAGAGAGGGACCCACGGGAGGCAAACAAAAGGCUAUUAACACUACACGGUUAAAAAAAAAAAA
Molecule: messenger RNA, 1433 nt
Organism: Ochotona princeps (American pika)
Lineage: Eukaryota; Metazoa; Chordata; Mammalia; Lagomorpha; Ochotonidae
Gene: ELOVL6
Product: ELOVL fatty acid elongase 6
Exons: 5
Coding region: 281-1078 (265 amino acids)
Biological process (GO): sphingolipid biosynthetic process; very long-chain fatty acid biosynthetic process; fatty acid elongation, monounsaturated fatty acid
Cellular component (GO): endoplasmic reticulum; endoplasmic reticulum membrane
Molecular function (GO): fatty acid elongase activity
Source: RefSeq, a predicted model, not a curated record